UAACUCCAUAUCCACGCAAUCUUGCACCCAGCUGUGCAUAGUGUUUUAGAUAUACUUUUUAAAUCUUUGUUUAUAAUUUAGAAGCUAGUGAUGUAUUUGUUUAGCUUUUAAUUAUAUAAAAAGAGUCUUAAAACUAAUAAUGCGGCACAAAUAUUAUUUAAAUAGACCGUGUUAUCUGUAGUAUAAACGAAUAUCAUCUAUACGGAUUAAUUGUUAAAAAUUUAUCUUCAAAAUGUAUAAAUUAAUUUUAUUUAUUAGCAUUUGUUUUUACCUUAAUCAUGAUGUUGCUGGUCUCAUCGAUGGAUUGUAUUGUGGAAAACAUAACUGUUACUCCGUUUUGGGCAUUGAUCGCGAUGCAACAAAAGUUGACAUUGCCAAAGCUUAUCGUCAACUGGCAAGAAAAUUUCAUCCCGAUAUGCACAAAACAGAAAAAGCAAAGCAAGAAGCUUCAGAAAAGUUCACUUUGAUUGCCACAGCUUAUGAGGUGUUAAAAGAUGAAGAGAGUAGAAAAGAUUAUGAUUACAUGUUGGAUAAUCCAGACAAAGUAUAUGGUCACUACUACAGGUACUAUAGACGUCAAAUGUCUCCUAAAGUUGAUGCUCGAAUUGUUAUCGCUGUUACUAUAACUGUGAUUUCUGUUGUUCAGUAUCUUGGAGCCUGGUCUAGAUAUAAAUCUGCCAUUAAUUAUCUUAUUACUGUGCCAAAAUAUCGCUUAAAGGCUAUGGAAAUUGCAAAAGAAGAAAACUUAUUGGUUGUUGACAAAAAGCGGAAUAAAAAGUCUAAAGAGCAACUAAAAGAAGAGUCUGAAAAUAUUUUAAAGAAAAUUUUAGAAGAAAGAAUGGACAUCAGGGGUGGCUAUUCAAAGCCAUCGUUGAUGGAUGUAUUAUGGGUUCAAUUAGUCUGUCUUCCAUACACUAUUCUGAAAUACAUGUUUUGGAAUAUUCGAUGGCUUUGGAAGUUCAGCAUUAUGAAGGAGGAGUAUGGUGAUGAGGAGAAGCUAUAUAUCAUUAGGAAGCACCUGCAGUGUUCACAGACUCAAUGGGAAGCUCUGCCAGAUGAAGAAAAAGAAGAAUGUUUAGGAGGAGAGCUUUGGAUUAAAGAAAACUUCAUUAAAUGGAAACAAAAAAAGGAAGAUGAUAUGAAAGCCAAGUAUGCUGAAAGUGCUCGAUACAGGAGCAAUCGAAGAUACAUGAAAAAUCAAGGAUCGAGACAAAUCACAUUUGAAGAUUAAAAUCACAAAUGAUCUUUGUAAAUAAUGAGACUAUGUUUCAUUGUAAAUUUGUAAAUUAUAUCAUGGAUUAUAAAAAUUGAAAAGGAA
Molecule: messenger RNA, 1318 nt
Organism: Parasteatoda tepidariorum (common house spider)
Lineage: Eukaryota; Metazoa; Arthropoda; Arachnida; Araneae; Theridiidae
Product: dnaJ homolog subfamily C member 25 homolog
Biological process (GO): protein folding
Cellular component (GO): endoplasmic reticulum membrane
Source: RefSeq, a predicted model, not a curated record